Molecule: messenger RNA, 469 nt
Organism: Clarias gariepinus (North African catfish)
Lineage: Eukaryota; Metazoa; Chordata; Actinopteri; Siluriformes; Clariidae
Product: snake venom vascular endothelial growth factor toxin
Exons: 3
Coding region: 143-469 (108 amino acids)
Biological process (GO): vascular endothelial growth factor receptor signaling pathway; positive regulation of protein phosphorylation; response to hypoxia
Cellular component (GO): membrane
Molecular function (GO): vascular endothelial growth factor receptor binding; growth factor activity; chemoattractant activity
Source: RefSeq, a predicted model, not a curated record
UCAGCACGGCAGUAGGGAUGUUACUAGUGGGAAUAAGUUUGACUAAAAGUUCCCGCAUCCUCUACGUGCGUUUUCGGUAUGAGCAUCAUCUCUUAUUCAGAACUCUCUCAGCCAAGUCUCAUUUGAUCUCGAGCUGGUGAUCAUGUCGCAGGUGUGGCUCUGUCUGCUUCUUCUAGUCACUCUGUCACUUCAAAUACCUGAAGUCAACUUGAAGAACUCGCGUAAGGAUGCCCAGAAGAAACCAACGUCUAAUGGAGAUCCAGAGACGAUACUUCUGGAAGAUACUGUAAAUAAAAGUUCCUGCCAACCCCGGGAAACUUUAGUCAAGGUUUACGAUGAAUUUUCAGAACAGGAACAAUAUCAUUUCCGGCCUGAUUGUGUAUCAGUGAAACGGUGUUCGGGCUGCUGUUUAAAUGAGGAGACAAAGUGUAUGCCUGAACAUACCAGUACAGUUGAGUUUGAGGUAUGA